UAUCGUUUUAUAGAAGAAGCGAUGUAUAAAAUAUACAUCAUUAUUGGGUUGAUUAUAACAACAACGCUAUUUAUCUUACAAAGUCAAGCGUUCGUUUACUUGUAUAAUACGGAAGAUGGAACAAAUAUUGAAGCAUUUGAUUGUGUUUAUUACAAAGAGAAGGUAUUUGAUCAAUUUGUACCAUUUUGUCGCCGAGUUGGCCGUUCUAGUGAAAUCGAUCGAAGGAGUCAAACAUGUGCUCCCAAUUCUGAAAAGCAUCGAUUUUCUGACUUACGUCGUAAAAAUAUUAGUAUAAGUGAACUACUUCGCUGGAGUUCAAGUAUCGAAGUAGCUGAUCAAUAUGCGGCAUUUUUGAGCGGUAAUCUAUACCAAACUGAUGGAAUCAUAUGUGAAUGUAAAACACCCAGCACAUUCGGCAAAUUUUGUGAGUAUGAACUGUAUGGUUACACAAGUAUUAAUGAAAUUUUGAAUGCUCAAUUCCAGCAUAAAGGUAAAAUCAGUAAUCAAUAUAAAGAUCAAUUAUAUGGACAUAUUUUAUGUUAUACAACACUUGAAUGCGAUUCAGGUUUAUUAUGUCUUGAUUUUCGAGAUAUUUGUGAUGGUCGACAACAAUGCACAGAUGGUUGGGAUGAAGAGAAUUGUGAUAAAUUGGAGUUUAACGAGUGUGAUAAUGAUGAAUAUCGGUGUUUAAAUGGCAUGUGCAUUCCUCAACAAUUUUUUUUAGAUGGUGACUAUGAUUGUAUGGAUAAUACUGAUGAACAAGUAAAUGAUCCCAUUGCAUGUGGCCGACAAUCAGCAAGUUUUAGAUGCGACGAACGUCUGUGCAAUCGAGAUAAGUUCUCAUGCGGUAAUGGAUACUGUAUUGAACGUAUUGUGCGAAUUCCCUUUCAACAAACAUCCUCAGUUAUGAGUUGCGAUACGCUACGCGAAUAUUUGUAUCAGUGCGAGUUAUCUCGGUUUCAACCAUUAUGGACAAGUAAAUCUGGUCAAUGUCUUCCUCUUAUUCAAUACAAUAUAAUGUUGACCGAAGUUACGGACUAUGGAAGUUUAUCCAUUGAAGAGAAAUGUCUUUGGUUAGUCAAAUGCGCUCUUAUCGUUCGACAAGCACCUUGGUGUCCCUGUUUCAGUAAUGAUUGUGCUAAGAAUAUUAGUCAUAUGUGCCAUCAGUCGUUAAUAAUUUAUCCUUUUGGACGGGUAUUCAACACACUUAUUACUGUGGCUUAUGCACGGAAUCGAACUAAUUGGCAUGAUACGAAACCAGAAGUCUUCUUCAUUUCUGGACGUCUUAAGUGUCGAGGUUUCCAUUUAACUUUCAAAAAAGAUGAAAUUGGUCCACUACUAAUGACUAAUGAAUAUAUCGAAUCAUUACAAUAUGAUUCUUAUUGGUGUAACUUUAAUUUAAAAUUACAACAUCGAAAUAUAACUUCAUUUGCAUCUCAUUACAACUUGAAUUGUGAACGUAACUCAUGCACUUUUAGUGGAAAGCCAUAUAAAUUUGAUGAUGUAUGUGAAAUAUCGCGUGACUGUAUAUCAAACCAUCGGUUGCUCGAUAAAGUUAAAGACUGUUAUGAUUCAUUCGACGAAAUUAUGAACACUAGGAUCGUACCUGCUUGUUUAUCUAGUAAACAUCGCUUCCGUUGUUCCGAUGAACAGCCAACAUGCUAUUUAGUCAAAGAAUUAUAUUUUGGUACUCCGGCAUGUACUAAUUAUCAUGAUAUUUAUCUUUAUGGAACUGGUAAGCCAGUAUCUUCUUUUAAAUGCACGUCCACAGAUCAAUCAGGUUGCAUUGAUCUUCGUAAUUAUAUUCGUGAUCAUGAAAAAACUGCAUCCUCACAAUCUACCGUCCCUUACGUUCAUUAUUGUGAUACAUUUUGGGAUGCAAGUUCAAAAAUAGACGAAUUAUCCAUCAACUGUCAGCAAUGGGUAUGUUCGUCAAACCAAUAUCAAUGUUUGACUGGACAAUGUAUUUCCGUCAGUACAAUAUGUAAUGAAGUGUGGGAUUGUUCGGAUGCGUCUGAUGAGCAUGGCCUAUUUGCUAUUGAUCAUCUUUCGGAUCAUAAUAGACGUUUUUUAAAUCUUACUACUCUACGUAUGAAAUGUAUCACUAGAUAUCCUGAAUAUCAACAACCUUUCCAUACAAUAUGUAAUCGUUCGGUAGAGUAUCCGUGUUUAUUGGCCAAUGUACUUGAUCCUACUGAUAUUAAUACAAAUCGUCCCUGUAUUCCAUUAUCAAAGAUUGGAGAUAAUAUUAUUGAUUGUUACGGAGGUUUAGAUGAACGUAACAUUCAAACAUCUUGUUCGAAUAAUAUAUCAAUGCAACAUUUCGAAUUUCGUUGUCCAGAUUCGAAAGUUUUAGAAUGUAUUCCAUACAAUCUGCUGUGUAAAAAGCAUUGUUUGGGUGAUGAACCUAUCUGUUUCUAUCGACGAGGUAUAUUGAAUGGCUUUUGUUCAAAGGAAGAAGAAUUUCUUUGUCUCGAUGGAACAUGUAAAAAAAAUGUGAGAUGUAACCAUCGUGCUGAAUGUAGUCAUGGUGAAGAUGAAUAUUGGUGUGAUUAUUUUGCAGCUUCCUUUACUAUAAGGUUUCGCGCACUCGACGAAUUUUUGAGAUCAUUGAUCAUUAGACCAAAUCCAUCGCUCGUUAUUAGUCGACGGCUGCAAUUAGAAACUUUUGAUGACAAAAUAGCUUUUGCAUGUAACCGUGGUAUCGCCGUUCGACAAUUAAAUAACUUUGUUUGCUUAUGUCCGCCAAGUUAUUAUGGUAUUCAUUGUGAAUUUUACAGUGAUCGUAUUAAUUUUAUUAUUCAACUCAAUAGAAUACAAAACAAAACAUUGAAUCUAGUGGCAUUAUUAUUUUUUAAUGAUCAAGUUAUCGAUGAAUUUGAUUUCCGUAUAUAUCCUUCGACGAAACUACAAAAGCAUAGAUUUCAUUUAAUAUAUUCACGAUCUGAUUUUUAUCUAAAACAUAAACGAAAUCGAUAUUUUAGCCGUGAUAAUAUUAUUUAUUUUCAUCCUUAUAGUAUUCAAUUUGAAGCCUACGAACUCAAAGAAGACGAAAGUAUUCAAUUGAUUGCUAUUUGGAACUAUCCAUUUUAUUUUGAUUUUCUUCCUUCAUUUCGAUUCAGUAAGAUCCUUCGAUUCGAAUCAUUUAAUAAUGCUUGUUUGAGUAAUUCUUGCUCAAUAAAUUCCACUUGUUAUCCCAUUCUUAAUACUAAUACAUCGUUCAUCUGUCAAUGCAAAAGUGGUUUUUAUGGUAAAAAUUGUGAAUACAUUUCAAACAUUUGUAUAUCUCGAUGUACUCCAAAUUCAAUCUGUAGACCUACAUAUCGAGGAAUAAUUAAUGGAAUGGAUCAUCCAUUAUGCAUUUGUCCAAUUAAUCGAUUCGGUCCUACCUGUCAUAUUGAUUACAAUGAAUGCCAUUCACAACCUUGUGCAAACAAUGGAGCUUGUCUUAGUAGAUAUAAUCCUAUUGGUAUACACGCAUAUGAAUGUCAAUGCACAGAUUAUUUUUAUGGAGAUCAUUGUGAGUAUAAGAAAAAGUUAAUGGAAAUUCAUCUUUUGAAUAUAACUUAUCAUCCAUUAAAAUUAAUCAUUCGAUAUUAUGACAGUUAUGGACCGACAUAUACAUUUAAGCCACGAAUUCAACAAAUUUAUUCUUCACUUCCGAUCUCGUUUCAAUAUUAUAACGAAAAUGUCGAUAAAUUGUCAAUUGUUCUUCUCACAAUCUAUGAAAAAUAUGAUAACGAACCACUUUAUUUUCUUCUGGCUAUUCAGCAAAAUACGACAUUCAUUAAUAAAACAUCAUCAUUAGAAAAUCCUUGUCCCGCUGCCAACAGUUUUAGAACAAUUAAAAAUGAUCCACAUAUCCCAACUGUUUUCAAAUAUCAUCGCCUGUGUCACUCCAGUAAUACGAGUUUGUCACCGAAAUGUUUUCAUGAUACCAAUUAUCUUUGUAUUUGCUCGACUUCUAAUUCUCGAGCAGAAUGUUUUAGUCUGCCAUCGGAUAACUGUUCAAAAUGUUUAUCAAAUGGUCGUUGUGUACAAGAUGUGACAGUAAAUUUAGCGAAAGAACCAGAAUUUUUGUGUAUAUGUCCACGAUGUUAUUAUGGUCAUGUUUGUGAGUUUAGUACAUUAGCAUUCAGUUUUACACUUGAUUCACUGAUUGUUCAAGAUUUGUUUAAAAUUCGAUUUGUUUAUUUAUCUAUUGCAUUACUUAUCUUUCUGAUUGGGUUGUUCAAUAAUAUCUGUUGUUUUUCUACUUUUAAACGUCGCGCAACACGAAAAGUUGGUACUGGAAAUUAUCUGCUUAUUGUGUCAAUAUUAAGCCAAGGGUCGAUUUUAUUACUUCUUCUCAAAAUUACACAUAUUCUUAUAAGUUCAAAUAAUUUACUUGAUAAUAUCGAAUCAAUAAAUAUUAUUACAUGUAAAACUAUUUCAUAUCUUCUUUCUAUAUCUACUCGAUCAACAUAUUGGUUACUCAGUUUAAUAAGUAUUGAACGCUUAUGUCUUGUUAUUUAUCCAUCAGCUACUUUACUGAAAAAGCCUAAAGUAGCUAUUUGGUUGAGUUUAAUUACAAUUUUGAUCAUUUUUAGUAUGCAUAUUCAUGAGAUAUUUUAUUACACAAUUGUAAAAGAUUCAAAUAAUGCAACACUAUGUGCGAUCAAUUUUGUACAAAAACAUGUUUUACUUUAUGAUCGUAUUACUGUUCUUUUUCAUAGUCUUGGACCAUUUAUUAUUCAAAUUUUAUCAAUUAGUUGUCUUAUUGUAAUGACAGCAAGAAGCCGACAUAGAACAAUAAAACAUAAAAACUCAAGUUUUGCCAGUGAUCAUAUAAUAAAACAAUUCAAAAAACAAAAAGAAUUAUAUUUAAAUCCUGUUGUUAUUAUUUUUAGUACUCUUCCUCAAAUAAUUAUUUCAUUUAGUUUGGCAUGUACUGAAUUAUCAACAUCAUGGAAAAGAUAUAUUUUAUUAAUUACAUAUUUUCUUUCGUUUCUCCCACAAAUGCUUAGUUUAAUUCUUCAUAUACUACCAUCAACUUUAUAUAAUAAAGAAUUUCAUGAAACAAUGAUUUAUAAGCUUUUUAUCAAGAGAAUAUUUAAAUUACGACAUGAUUGA
This is a messenger RNA of Rotaria sordida, 5112 nucleotides long. The record is from the annotation of a GenBank genome assembly. NCBI's taxonomy places the organism in Eukaryota, Metazoa, Rotifera, Eurotatoria, Philodinida, Philodinidae.